Molecule: messenger RNA, 2307 nt
Organism: Homalodisca vitripennis (glassy-winged sharpshooter)
Lineage: Eukaryota; Metazoa; Arthropoda; Insecta; Hemiptera; Cicadellidae
Product: protein tramtrack, beta isoform-like
Exons: 6
Coding region: 140-1063 (307 amino acids)
Biological process (GO): regulation of transcription by RNA polymerase II
Cellular component (GO): nucleus
Molecular function (GO): protein binding; DNA binding
Source: RefSeq, a predicted model, not a curated record
GCCAGGUACAUGAAGCAAAUUAUCUGUUAUGAAUAUAUAAAAAUCCAGAUGUACAUGUUUUAAAACUAAGUUUUUAGAAUUUAUAUCGGUUCUAAGCGUCAAAUAUAGCCUAGCAAGUUAAAUACAGCUAGUAGGUCUAAUGGAUGACCAAGAAUACAGUUUGCGCUGGAAUAAUCACCAGCCGAAUUUUAUCUCUGUGUUCAAGAGUCUUCUAGAACUUGAAGAGUUAGUAGACGUAACACUCUCUGUUGAGGGAAAACACAUUAAGGCUCACAAAGUUAUUCUCUCUGCUUGCAGCCCAUACUUUAAGCUUCUGUUCACAGUAGCUCCAAGUAAACACCCCAUUGUAAUUCUCAGUGAGAUGAAAUACAGCCAUUUGAAAACUAUUGUUGACUUUAUGUACCAAGGGGAAAUCAGCAUAUCAGAUGAGCAGCUUCCAGAUAUAUUAGAGGUAGCUGAGGCUUUGCAAGUCAGGGGUCUAUUUGAUCCAAACAAAAAAACAGAAAAUGCCUCAUCAGAACAAAGAGCCCCGGCUAAGAAACGAAAACGCAAGUCUGAGACUAAUGGUGAUAAUAAGGUUGUCCAAGGUGAAAUGAUACCACAAGAAAUGUUUGAGCAGAUGAAUUCUUCUGACUUGGGUUGUGAAGGAUUGUUUGAUCCCAAAAAGUGGUUACAAGAUGACAACCACACCUUCACUCAAGAAUUUAGUGAAUCUCCAAGUGAUUCUCUUUCCAUGGUGGUGCCCAAAAUAAGAUUACAGGAAAUGAACAACGGUGGCCUGGGUUUGCUUCAUGAUCAAUCAAUGCACAAUAUAUUACCACAUAUCAAUAAGCCUGGUCCAGGAAGGAGGCGCAGCAGUUCAAAAGUGCAAGACAGUGAAAACUUCCUUCAAGCCUUAGAGGCUGUGCGUUCAGGCAGUUUAGGCUUUUGUAAAGCAGCGAAACUGUAUGGAUUAAACAAUCGAACACUAUGGCUAGAAUAUAAGAAGAGAGGAUAUCCGUCCAACCGCCCACCUGUAAAUUUGAGACAAAAAUCAAGCCCAAUGUCAGCUAAGACUUCUUGAUUCUGUCAUUUCACUGUACAGAUUAUUGUAUUUAUGAGUUUUAAGAGUUUUUUUUUAGUGUGGAUUUAUUUGUUUUAGCAAUAAAUAUUGCUGGAAACACUAGAGCGUUUAAUUGCUAUUGGUAUUAUUUAUAUAACAAAUAAAACAAUGAAAUAAAAACUGUUUAUUCUAAUUAUAAAAAUAAAUGAAAAUUUAUCUAUAUUUUUAAAAUUUUUUAUAAUCUACGAACAAAUGGUUAUUUAAUGUAUGUCUUGAAUGGUAUUUAAUUGCUAUUUCUGUUUUAUUUCAAAGUUAACUACAUAGAUUUUGGUUAAAAUGAAUAUUAUUUUUUAAAUAAUGAAUAUCAAUUUAUGUCAUUGAUAAAACUGUUAUAAACAAUAUUAGGAUACCAAAAGAACUGAAAUGUCCAUUUAAAAUGUAUUUUUUACUAACUUAUUUAUUUCUGAGAGUAAGAUUUAAUGGUUUUAACAUUUUCUUGUUUCGUGCAAUGAAAAGCAAAAUAAGUAUGUAAUAUAUAAAUUUAUUUAGUAAUUAAUUAGUGUGUCCUUCUGUUGUUCUGUGUGUUAGUCAAGCUCAUUACUGUAUUACUAGUUAUAAACUUAAACGUAGUCUAAAAUUAUUUAUUUGUCAGUUUAUGUAGUAUACUAUAAGUGAACAAACAAUUGAGUAGCUAAUUUAUCAAUUUAAUUUAUUUACUAGAGCCUGGUAAUUAUUUAUAGUUUAUGUAGAAGUUAUUUAUUUUGUGACUUUUAGAAUAACGUUAUGUAGCCAACCACCACAUUAAAAAUUUUCCCACCAAUAUGUUAUUGUUAUUAUUAGUUGUAUUGGUACUUAUUUAUUGUCUGAAACGGAUCGAAAAAUACUUUUUUCAGACAAUGUUCUAAAUAAUAGUUCUUGUUAUUACAGGAUCAUAUACCUUUGUAAACUUUGAGGUAGUUUUAGAUCUGAUAAAGGUUAUUAACAGACAAAGUUUUCAAGGGAAUAAGGUUUGAACAUCAUAUCUGAAACUGAUUUAACAUUAAAAGUUUUCUUUUUGUAUACACUAAAAUUUAUACUGAGAAGUAUUCCUUUAACCCUUUUAGGACAAACUAACGAUAUAUUGUUAGUUUGCCAUUUAGUCUUAGAAAAAUUAACGAUACAUUGGUUGGUGGUGUUUGUAUCAUUAAAUGUUUCUUAAUACAUUGACUACAGCGAAUGCACAUUACUACUAUUCUGGCUGCCCUAAAGUCAGUACAUAACUCGUG